AUGGCCCCUCAUUUAGCACCUCAUUCCCAGGCAACACCCCAUCGCAAAACGGAGCCUGCACCGAUAACGUCCUCUCCCUCUCCCGACUCCGAUACCCCCACCCACCACAACAUCUGCCGUGUCAGCAGCAUUGAACAACCCAUUCCUCUCGCCUUUGACCCAGGCUUCCUCCUUGCUUUUGUGUGCCAGACCCUGGAGGGAGAUGAGGAGUAG
Paracoccidioides brasiliensis Pb18 is the source of this 213-nucleotide messenger RNA. RefSeq lists its product as uncharacterized. The coding region runs from base 1 to 213 and encodes 70 amino acids. The record is from RefSeq and is a predicted model, not a curated record. The transcript has a single exon.